CGGGCGAGCGGCGGCAGGGUCGGAGCUUUGGUGCGGGAGCAGCGGGGUGCGGGUCCCCGGGGGUGCACCGAGAAGAGGCGACGGCGGCUGCAGGGCGGAUACCGACAGGGGAGCCCCUUCCUCCGCCGCCACUGCCGGGGAAGGAUUGAGGUGCCGCCACCGCUGAGCCGUCUCCACUCAUCAGGUCUGUUUUCUGUUUACAAGCCUGAAGAUGGCUGCUGCUUCUUCCUGCAGUGUUGAAGAAGACGAGAGCCUGAAGGGAUGUGAACUCUAUGUUCAGAAGCAUAACAUCCAACAGAUUUUAAAAGAGUGUAUUGUAAACCUUUGCAUAGCAAAGCCAGACCGACCCAUGAAGUUCCUCAGAGAACACUUUGAAAAAUUAGAAAAGGAAGAAUGCAAACAAAUACUGGCUCGUCAGAAAUCCAGUUCCCAGUCUGAUUCUCAUGAUGAUGAGAUUUCUCCUCCUCCUCCAAACCCAGUGGUAAAAGCCCGACGCAGGAGAGGGGGAGUCAGUGCAGAAGUGUACACUGAGGAAGAUGCUGUUUCUUACGUCAGAAAGGUUAUUCCAAAGGACUAUAAAACUAUGACUGCUCUGGCAAAGGCCAUUUCCAAGAACGUGCUCUUUGCUCAUCUUGAUGACAAUGAACGAAGUGACAUAUUUGAUGCCAUGUUUCCCGUCACACACAUCGCAGGAGAAACAGUCAUACAACAGGGUGAUGAAGGAGACAACUUCUAUGUGAUUGACCAAGGCGAGGUGGAUGUUUAUGUCAACGGAGAGUGGGUCACCAGCAUCGGAGAAGGAGGCAGCUUUGGGGAACUGGCAUUGAUCUAUGGAACACCGCGGGCUGCCACUGUCAAAGCCAAGACAGAUCUCAAGCUCUGGGGCAUCGACAGAGACAGCUACAGACGCAUUUUAAUGGGCAGCACACUGAGAAAGCGGAAGAUGUAUGAAGAAUUCCUAAGCAAGGUCUCCAUUUUGGAGUCCCUGGACAAAUGGGAGCGGCUGACAGUGGCUGAUGCUCUGGAACCUGUCCAGUUUGAAGAUGGGGAAAAAAUUGUUGUUCAGGGAGAGCCUGGUGAUGACUUCUUCAUUAUUACAGAGGGCACAGCUUCUGUUCUGCAGCGCAGGUCUGACAACGAGGAGUAUGUGGAAGUGGGAAGACUUGGUCCAUCAGAUUAUUUUGGUGAGAUAGCGUUACUGCUCAAUCGGCCCCGGGCUGCUACGGUGGUGGCACGUGGACCCCUGAAGUGUGUAAAGCUGGACCGGCCCCGCUUCGAACGAGUGCUUGGUCCUUGUUCCGAAAUCCUCAAGAGAAACAUUCAGAGAUACAACAGUUUCAUUUCUCUCACCGUCUAAAUGAUUCCUGCUGGAAAGCUGCCUCUGUGUGACCUUGUGCACUUCAAUUUGCUCUGUACAGCUCCAUAGCUUUAUGAGGAAAAAGAUUAAAAGUGUGCAUUUUACACGUAUUCUUUCUGUUCAUGUCACGCAGUGGAUGUCAGUUCAAAUCUCAUGUAUCAUGUAAGUAGGAAGACAAAUGUUUGGAUAAGACUAGCUUUGGAAGAUUAGGCUCUUGGCUUGCAGGCAAGAUUUUUACCUGUUGUUGUAUCAUGUAGCUUAAAACUGUGUUUUUAACUAUUUAAAAUACGUAUGAAUUUCUAUUUCCUUCAUUACCUUGAAAGUUGGUCUUAUUCACCUUUGUCAAGCUUCUUUCCUCAAGAGAUGUCCCUCUGCCUGUCACUUUUAAAAGACUUUUCACUGGUUCUGGACUGGAGGUUUCUGAAAUCCCAUAGGGUGAGUGUCAGUGACAUAGUUUAAGAGGGAAAGUUGGAGGAAGGUUUUGAUCAUUCCAGCAAGCCAGGGAAAAACAGAGCUUUUGAGAAAUUUUGUCUGUGGCUUAGAUACAGGGGCCAUAUUCCUCCAUGUUACAAGCCCUUUCAAGUCUGCUUUGUAGGAUAUGCUAAACCAGACAGCCUGCUCCAGUCUUCUGGGUGAAGAGGUCAGGGGACAAUGGUUUCUAAGAAUUCAGACGAAGCCUUUAGAACCCCAGUUAUUUGCCCUCAGAUCUUUUCAAAUGAGGGUUUGCAUUAGAACCCUUAAAAGUCCAGCAGGAACAUCCUUGCUGAAUUAAGUGGGCUUCAAAACGUACUUAUCUGCAGCAGUAUCCUCAGCCACUUCUCUGAAUAUUGUAUGUAAUGCUGAAGAGAUGGUGCCAGGUGCGCCUCAGAGGCAACAACAACAGUUUGUUUUUAAUAAGGUCCACUUAAUUAUAUUUAUAUGCCUUUCAUUUAGUAUAUGACUAAAUUUUAGGACCUUCUAGGAUUUUCUGAAAGCCAAGUACAUGCUUCAAAAUUGCUGCCUCUCCUCCAAAAGACAUUGCAAAACCAAAAGCACCAGGAUCUUGCAAGAAGCUCCUAGAACCCAGGUCCCUGCAGGCAUGGGCAGCCUUGCUAGUGGUUGCUGCUGCUGUGCCUAGGCAUGGGUCUCCUCCUGGAUGGAGCUUUUUGCAGAUCCAGACCUUCCUGUGCUGCGCAGCCCUCAAAGGUGGGAGCAUCUAGAUGAUUCGUUGUGAAGCUAUUCCCUUAAAGGAAAAGUUGUCUUUGGUAACAGCAGCAAAACUCUGCAUCUCAACUACUCGAAAUAGCACUGCCUGCAUCUCAGUUGUGGCAAAACUCUAUUUCUUCUUUCGGGUAACAUUGAGUACAUACAAACUUUCUGUAUCUUGUACAUGCCAAAGGUUAUGCAAUCAAAUAAGGCAGCAGUCUCCCUUUUAGAACUAGAGGUGUUAGUGAAGACCAUGGCUAAAAUUACUGACAUGCAAUGUGCUUUCUUCUUUAGAAUUAACAAAAACUAACUCGGGACUUUCCUACCAACUCCCACUCAGAGGGUCCAAUACUCCAGUAGCUGCAACCACAGAGGUCGUUACAGACCAAACUGCUUCUCGGCUUCACACGCCUCUCAUCACUUCAAGGUGCUUAAUUUAUUUCAGCAUAUUUUCAGAGGGCCUGUCAGUGCAUAUUUGUUGCUACUAUUUAUUAUGAUUCUGUUGUGCUUCUUGCACUUGUUAUCAGAUACGACCAUUCACAUUUUUCAACCUUGCAAUUUUUAUCACGUACAUUUCUAUAGGCAGACCCCCAUGCUAUAUAGAGAGAGAUAAAUGUGUUCGCGAAACUUUUGAUUUGCUUCACUGUUUUUGUAUUCUCUUGUGCAGUUUUUAAAAGAAAUAUUUUUUAAAGUCUACCAGUCAUUCAUGGAUGUCCUUUUACCUAUUGCAUUUCUGUUGUAUUGGUAAAAAAUGGUGAGUGUUUUGCAUAACAUGCAAAAUACAUUUCUUGUUAAACACCAAGUAUUAGCCUCGCUGUUCAGAAUUUACUCAAGCACACACACGCACACACCAGAUCCUUUGCUUUAAACCUUUACAGCUCAUGGAAAAUACGUUUGAAUUAUGGUUCUGUUAUAAGCAAUUUCAAGAGGAGUGUAACCAUUUAAAACCAGGAUUCCUAUUCUGUAAGUGGAACAAACUGAUAUUCAAUGACAUUUUAAAGAUAAUUGUAAUAUUUGCAGUGGAUGAUGGGACAGGAUUAUGGUAUGAAUAAAAUUCUUCUACAUUA
This is a messenger RNA of Melopsittacus undulatus (budgerigar), 3609 nucleotides long. RefSeq names its product protein kinase cAMP-dependent type I regulatory subunit beta (gene PRKAR1B). Bases 212 to 1357 code for a protein of 381 amino acids. The transcript has 11 exons. The record is from RefSeq and is a predicted model, not a curated record. Gene Ontology annotation, biological process: regulation of protein phosphorylation. Gene Ontology annotation, cellular component: cAMP-dependent protein kinase complex. Gene Ontology annotation, molecular function: cAMP-dependent protein kinase regulator activity. Lineage: Eukaryota; Metazoa; Chordata; Aves; Psittaciformes; Psittaculidae.